Menidia menidia (Atlantic silverside) is the source of this 2394-nucleotide messenger RNA. The record is from the annotation of a GenBank genome assembly. NCBI's taxonomy places the organism in Eukaryota, Metazoa, Chordata, Actinopteri, Atheriniformes, Atherinopsidae.
AUGCUGCUCACGAUGGGACGGCUGCGUCAUUCCGACAGGCAUAAACACGGCGCCGGUAAUGGGCCCUCUGCAGCAGCACCUGGUUGGCAGACGAGUGACGCCACGCUGAGCCGGUACGCUGGGCGGAAAGGUGGCAGUCAGACAAAGUUUUCUGUAUUCUUUAUGGGCUCGGUUAAGCACACUGGUGCUAUAAUUAGCACCAAGGAAAGAGUGCUCCGUGUUCUGGCCUAUGUCUCAUUGCCCACACCUCAGUAUAAGCACGAUAUGGUCGGAGAUUAUUCCUCCUUCUCUAGAGAUAAAACGGAUAUGCACCCUCAGAAAAACUCCAAAGGCGGACUGAGUUGCAAAAUGGUGCUUCAGGCAGUCGGAAAAGUACUAAGGAAGUCGAAGACGAAGCCAAAUGGAAAGAAACCGCCAGCAGAAGAAAAGAAGCAGUACCUGGAGCCAGAGUUCACCAAAAUCCGAGUGGUGGAUUUCGACCUGAAGGAGCUGGUGGUGCUGCCCAGAGAGAUAGACCUCAACGAAUGGCUAGCCAGCAACGCAACAACGUUCUUUAAUCUUAUCAACCUGCAGUACAGCACCAUUUCAGAGUUCUGCACUGGGGACACCUGUCAGGCCAUGACCGCCUGCAACACAAUAUACUACUGGUAUGACGAGAGGGGGAAGAAGACGAAAUGCACUGCUCCACAGUACGUCGAUUUUGUUAUGAGUCUCUGUCAGAAACUGGUCACAGAUGAGGAGAUCUUCCCCACAAAAUACGGGAAAGAGUUUCCCAACUCGUUUGAGUCCUUGGUAAAGAAGAUCUGCCGGUACCUUUUCCACGUGCUGGCUCACCUCUACUGGGCGCACUUUAAGGAGACGGUGGCUCUGGACCUGCAGGGCCACUUGAACACUCUGUACGCACAUUUCAUCGUUUUCGUAAGGGAAUUCAACCUGGUGGACCCCAAGGAGACCUGUAUCAUGGACGACCUGUCCGAAAUCCUCUGCGCCCCCGCCCCGCUGCCCGCCCCCGCCCCCUCCACCCCCGCCUCGGCACCCUCUCCCUCCUCACAAAACCACGUGACAGAAAGAUGAGCGGCCAGUCGGGAGCGAGACAGCGGCCCCCGAGGCUGACGAAAGAUGAGAUAGAGGCGAGAAGGAGGAGCAGCCCGGCCCCCUUCCUCGGUGCGAGCAGGACUUAAGAGACCUUCCACUACCCUUAUAUUUCGCCAGGACACCAACCCACCGGCCGGUAGAAGAAAGGGGGAGGGUUUUCUGGGGGUUAGGGGUGGCGGGGAGGGGUUUGUCACGCCAGCAGGAAUUGGCGUGAGCGUUCCUCCCAGGGACAAAUCCCUCCCAAUCUUCUCUGCAAUUUAAACUAGGAACAAAAAAGUAUGUGUAUAUUUUAUUUUUUUGUUUUUGUUUUUAAUUUUUCCUUUUUUCUUUUUUGGUUUGAAGUUUUCCUUCAGUUUUAUUUUGGGUUGCUGGCGGGGGUGUGCGGUGUGUCUGUGCGCCUCCCUCCGUCCUCUGCCCCCCACUCAGUGCAGGAGGGGCUCUGCUUUGCUUCCACCUGCUAUUGUACAGCGUUGUAACGUGUGGAGAACCGGCGCCCCCCCCCCCCCCCCCCCCCCCCCCCCUCCCCUGGCAGCGGGAGGCCGAUGGGGAACCACGCUGCCGCCCGGCGGGGCGACACUAGCCAAUCACUGUUUGGGCUGUUAACGCGGGGAUGAUUAAAGCGCUUCCUACUCAGGACUCCACCGAACAAGUCACUGCUGCCAGAGAGGAGUUCCUCUCGUGUUCAUCCCCCCGCCCCUCGCCCCUCAGACUGCUGAGUCCCCCUCCGUAGGACAAACGCUGACCCCGUCUAACCGCAGCAUACUGGCAUAGCGUCCCGUGAACCCACAAACCAACGCGUCCCACGGAAAAAGGCCGAGAAGAGAGAGAAAUCCGGCCGCACGCUCGGAUCAGAGAGGCGGCGCCCGGAGUCCGACUGGUGCCCAUUUAAGGCUAACCCCAGCUGUGUGCCGGCGUGCAGCACCACAGCCCCGGCACCACCCACUCCGGCCGCCCAGAAGGACAAAGACAUGAGCUCAUGUCUGCAGGCCCAGAGAGACGGAGACGGACAGGAAGGGAGGGGAGACCGGUGCAAAGCUGCUCUGCUGUAUAACAGUCACCAGUCCUCCCAGUGCGAAACGAGAGACCCCCCCCCAACCCCCGCCUUUAAAUUUACUUUGAAAAAAGAUUAUCAGAGAAAAAUUAGUUUGGAAAUAAGUGAUAUUGUCUCACAUGUAGAGAAAAUGCACAGUCUGCUUGGACUUUACUGUACAAAGAAUCACAAGUGGGUUCUGUCAGAUAUAGCCUCUGUAUGGAGGAGGAUUGGAUUUAUAAUUCUCCUUUUUAAUUUAUUUUAAUUCU